AUGAAAUCUUCAAAGUCGAUUUCAAGCAACAAAACUACAACCUCAAGUACUUCCUUCAUUCUCAAUACUUUACAGACUUCAAGAAAACACAAUCAUAAGCCAAGUAUUCAGCCUUAACAAAAGUCAACAUCAAUAAUGAAAAAACCUUUCAUAAUGAUAUCUCCCAAAUUAGUUUAGGUAUUUGAUGAGAACAACACUCAAAGAACCAAACUACUUUUUGAAAAUCGACUUUCCUUGUUGUAGACUAAUGUACAAUCUAAGUCUGAAUCUCAAAUUCCGAACAUUGAAGGCUAGAUUUUAACAUCCAGAGUGAGAAAGCGAACUGCUCCAAUUAGAUUAUCAUUGCGUUUUCCAACCCAACUUUGA
Molecule: messenger RNA, 366 nt
Organism: Paramecium tetraurelia
Lineage: Eukaryota; Ciliophora; Oligohymenophorea; Peniculida; Parameciidae
Exons: 3
Source: RefSeq, a predicted model, not a curated record